Molecule: messenger RNA, 1839 nt
Organism: Ostertagia ostertagi
Lineage: Eukaryota; Metazoa; Nematoda; Chromadorea; Rhabditida; Trichostrongylidae
Source: the annotation of a GenBank genome assembly
CUAUAUGACCAAUUUGUCGAACCAGAACAGUUUGAUCCGAGGGAUGAGUUGAAACGAAGCAAAUCUGCCGUUGAGAGUUAUCUACGACGACGGGCCGACUUCGCCUAUAAAGCCAAGGUGUCGUUGGAGGUGCGUGAGGUCGUGAACGGCCGUGCGGGUCACAGCGAUGAGGAGGUGAACAGGAAAGCUAAGAAUUACAUUCAGGAUCCAAAACGAAAGACUUCGAUUCCGUUUUAUGUCUGCCCACGCAAGUUGGCUAAUGAUCGCGACCGACCAUCUACUGUGCACGACCACUCUCUUCGAAGAACCAAAGUGAAUGAAACACGGAAUUUCACGCUAGCCGCUAACGCCAAUUUCUACAGUCUGUCAACAUCCUCAAUAGCGUCUGCCGUUCAUAUUCCCACUCCGCUCUAUGACAGAAAUCCCGAACUUCUGCGAAAGAUCGAAUGGUCACAAAUUGAUGAAGUUUAUCGGACCCAUCGUGAAGAGACGCGAGAUCUGGCCUUUCAGCUGUUCUGCUCCGAAAGUGGUUACAUGCGCUUCUUUCCAGCUGCUUCUUGGUUCUGGGAUAACCACAUUGAACAUCUUGACCUGUUUGAUUGUCGCAACACUCAAUGGUACAUCAACGCGGCCACAAAUUCGAAGAAUGUGAUCAUCAUGUUGGAUAUGUCUGGUUCAAUGCUGGGACAACGCUACGAAAUUGCCAAGCAAACCACAGAAGCCAUCCUUGAAACACUCAGUCAUAAUGACUACUUCAACAUAAUGCCGUUCUCAAAGACGUCGUACUUCCUUGAUGACUGCAAUGGAAAGAACGGUCUUCUACAGGCGACGAUGCGGAAUAAGAAGCUCCUUCGCAACAAAAUGAACAACGUCUCCAGUGAAGGGAAAGCUGAGUACGAAAAGGCGCUACCACACGCUUUCACCACUCUGCUGAAUCUGCCUGGCCACUACGAGCUGCACACUCGUGAAGAGAUGGCGCUGAUGGAGCCGAACGCUACCGAGGAACGGAUCCACGUCGUAUUCCCCGAACACGUGCUUUCCGCCGAUCCAGAAUAUAUCGAGGCAAUCAGCUCACAUCAUGGUCGACCGGAUCAGGGGUGCGAGAACGUCAUCAUGCUCAUCACCGACGGAGCCCCCAAUGUCUAUAAAGAGAUCUUCGAUCUUUAUAACAAAGACAAAAAGGUGCGGUUCUUCUCAUUUUUGAUCGGCGAGGAAGCCAUCGACUUUGAGCAAGUCAAGACCAUGGCCUGCACCAAUCGGGGCUACAUGGUACACGUACAGAACAUGGCUGAUGUCGAGGAUAAAGUGCAGCACUACAUCCGUACAAUGUCGCGGCCAAUCGGUCAGAAUGCUGCCGACAUUCAGGUGGACGAUGCCCUUUGGAGUGGCGUAUAUCGCGAAAGAUUGUACGCGAUUAUGAACAAGAUGGCAGCUCGUCGAAAAAUCCGUCUUCAAAAAACUGAAGCCCGAGGACGGAUGUUCGUCACCACUGUCUCGUUCCCGGUGAUUGUCAACGGAACAUUCAUGGGAGUGGCCGCCGUUAACACUCCGCUCACUGAGCUCAAUCAGCAAGCUCAUCCCAGCAAUGAUCCACUCACGAGGUCACACAAACAGAACUACAACAACAUGGAUCUACUCGAACUCGAAGUGCCGCAAACACAACAGGUUACUUUCCUUGACGAUGACGACUUGUUUGUUGAAUAUGAGACGAGAAAAUGCUCAGAUUCGGCUGUCUCAAGACAAGGAGGAUGUGUCGGACCUCUACUGCGACCAGGGCACGACGUUUGCCGAAUGCGUCGAGCAGAUCCGAAACUUUGUAUGACGAAUGACCGUCCAUAA